CCCCGCCCCCGCGUCAGGCCGCUGCCCCAGCGCACGCGAGGCGCCGAGGCGUCGGGGGCGCAGCCUGGCCGCGCGCCUGCCGGGCCGCGCGGUGGUCCCGCUGGCCGCCCGCCCGCCGGCGGCCACGGCCCCCGCGACCCUGGCUCAGGCCGCCGCACCUCCGGAGAGACCCGCGGUGCUUCGGAGUGUGGUCGCGGGUCCGGCCCUCCCGGCCCGCCCGGCCUGGAUGCGCGGCCGUGCAGCCGGCGCCCGCGGCCCCUGGCCCCUAGCCUAGCCACGGAGGGGGCGGCGCGGCGCGGGGUCCGGAGCCCAGCGUGAGGGCGCGCGGCGGCCUAGCCCUGGGCCGGCAGGACAGGUCAGUGCGCGGCCUGCCACGCCGCCUCUCCGCGGGCCUGGUUGCACCGCGCGCUUGCGCUGGAUGCUGGAUGUGCCUCUUCGAGCGCAGCUGGCCAGGCAGGGAACAGGAGUGGUACCAGUUCCUGUCCGUGCCACACAGCUGCGCCCGGCGAGCGCUGACCUGUCGGCUGCCCCGAAUGGCUCUCAGGGUGGCUUCGGAACGCUCAGAGGCACAUCUCAUCCCCUCGCCAUGCCGCCCUCCUAAGGAUGUCGCCUGCAAACAGUCCGAAUCCCUAACUCCUCCCAGUGAAUUGAACAAGGCAUCCUCAAACCCAGCUGCCAGAAGAGCUGUCAACUGAUACAGUGCGGAGCAGCUGGCAGCCCUCCGCACGCGAGGGCAGCCGGGUGCGCAGGAGCCGGGGCUGGGAUGAGCGGACGAGUCCCGCUGGCAGAGAAGGCCCUGUCGGAAGGCUACGCCCGCCUCAGGUACCGGGACACUUCCUUGCUCAUCUGGCAACAGCAGCAGCAGAAGUUGGAAUUUUUGCCACCCAGGACGUACCUGAGCAGGAGCCGAAGCAUGUGGUACUCACAGUAUGGAAACGAGGCCAUCUUAGUCCGAGACAAAAACAAGCUUGAGGUCUCGAGAGACACAGGUCAAUCCAAGUUUUGCACAAUUAUGUAAUUCCAGCGUGGAAACCUGCACUCAGGCGCCAAGCUUUGAGGGGAAGGGGACUGUUGCUUUCAGUUGUCCUGUUUGUUUUUGUUGGAGAUCUUAAAGACCAUGAAGAUUGAGCUGUGGUAUAAACCCACGAAACCCAGAGGGAGCUCCCGAGCCUGGGCACUGCUAGACACUGUUUGUUUCCAAAGUCUGGCAAGCGUGGUUCUGACCCUGCAACCCCUACUUCAAGGAUCUUGUUUGUUGGUUCCCAUUGCUGGGAAUAGAACCUGCGUCUCAUGUUAUAAGCAAGCGCUCUACUACUGAGCUAUGUCCUCAGCCCUCAAGUUCUUACGGGUGCUUGAGGAGUAGCUUCUGCCUAGUGAAGAACGAGUCAGAUCCAUCCACAUGCGCGUUACCAGGGGCCGGCACAGCAGAGGUAGGCCUAGUAACAGCUCCGUGGCAACUGCCCUUCGAGUCUGCCACCAGCACAAUCCUCACUGGCCCAAACACUGGCUCACAGGCAAGUACACCUUGAACACCUUAACACUCCCAGAUUCUAGGCUUCACACAAGCUGGCUGCAGUGGCUGAUGACGCCAUCACUCUGAGGCUGCAGCUGCCUGCAGUCUGACUUGUCAUUACUGCACAUGAGUGACAGUGCCCAUCCCUGUGGGCAGUCUCCUCAAGUCACUUUGAAAGGCUUGCCCUCUGCUGUGUGGCGGUGCAGAUGUCAGGAAUGCUUUGUCAGACUGUCCUCAGAGCUAAAUAAACUUCCUUAAGCAUUCUCCUUCCCUCUCUUAUUUUUAACGUGUUCACGAUCUUGCUUGGCUUUAGUUUCUUAGUGGUACCUGAGGACUGCUAAAAGCCCCAGGACAGAGGCACAGAGCAAAGCUCAAGUGCCCCAGAGCACCGCCGACCCUGGCAGUGUGGUGCCAGUCUCCACCCUCGGGCCACUCUAAUGUGUCCUUCUGCACAUGCAUCUCCCUCUGCCCAGCUGUACAGACUGGACCUGUGUCCCUGCCUACGAUACCAGGCAGGUGGCCCUCUGGGGAUUCUGGGGGGGGGGGCAGCAAUAGCGUCCAGCUUGUCACCCUUGCACACAGCUGUGCAGGUGCACUGCAAACACCAGACGUCAGCUGCAGCCCUGGCCUUUCUGCAGAGUCAGACUUCCUGCAGUGCCACAGUGCUGCAGGGGGAUGCUCGGGGCUGGUGGAGUAUCCCAUCUGCUAAAGGAAGACUUAGGCAGCAAGGGCUCACCUACCAAGGGGACCAGCAUGUGGGCACUGCGCCAAGUCUACUAGGCAGUUUCUGUCAACAUGUUUUCAGUUCUUCAGUUUAAUUCCCACUUGGGGAGAAAGCAAGCCUAGACUUAUCUGGAAUACCUGAAUGCCACCUGCUCACUGCACCUCAGACCAUCCCAAGGACAGUUCAAGGUCAGGUCAGCAUAGGACGCGGCACUUACACGGAGAUGGGGUCUGAGGACACAUGCAGCACAGGGAGGAUAAGCACUCACUGGGCCAGUCUCUGGAGGGGUCAGUGGAUGCAGGUGACAAAGAGGCCCCCACUCAUGCAUGGGACAACUGGCGCUAAGCCGCUUAGGCUGCAGGAAGGUGCCAUCUGCCCGAAGUGGACAGGCCAGUCCUCUGCUAGAGAAGGCUGGUCUGAAUGGGAAGGAUCAGUGUCGGCAGGAGUGACGGUGCUGCCUGACCAGCUGGGUGGGGGUGGACGUGCCCUCUGGCCUGUGCUGGGACCCAUCGCAUGAGCACCUCCUUCCCAGGAAGAUCUGGGACCAGUGUUCAUGGCCAUCUUGAGAGCGGUGCUGGGACCUGGGACGGCCCGAUCCCUCAUUCCUCCUGCACAGCCUCAACCCCAUCCAGACCUGCCCUUGGUGCACUCAGAUUCCGUCUGGCCUACUGGACUCGGAAAGAGGGCUGGAUGCUUGCACCACAGGAAAUGGCCUCAGUGUAGCUGAGGCACAAGGGACACGUGCAGGGGAGGCCCAGCGAGGGAAGUGCCUAGGUUCUGAAGGUAGGGGGGGGGCACGGGCAGGGCGGGGAGUGCACAAGCCUGGUUUGCUGGGGGCCCCAGGUUCUCCCCGACCCACAGGCAUACAUACUGCAGCCUACUCCAGAAAGGACAGUACUGGGAGAAGGGCGGGAGCUCUCAGGGAGGCCAGGUGACCCUCCUUAAACCUCGUACCUAUUCCACAGUGAGGACGGGAGCUGUGGGUGCUCUGGGCACCUCUGCCAAGAGCUCGGAGCCCACCACAUGGCUGAGAGGGAGCCACCACGGAAAGCACAGGACAGUGCACACUGGACUUUUUUCUUCUUUUUAUUAUGAAAACAAAACAAAUGCCCCAGGAGAAGGGUCCAUGAUUACCAGAAACAUCAGAGUACUCUCUACCAUUUUUAUUCUGUGGUGUUGAGGCCAGCAUUGCAAUAAACAAGCUAAAACUACUUACACCGGACUCGUUUUCAGUAACUGACAUUUACAGGAAUAUACUAGAAACGGCACUAAAAAGUUAAGAAAAGUUACGGUAAACUUGCAUGCACAUCAUACAGAAAAGUAACAUUUCAGAUAUAAAAAGGAAAACGUCCUGCAAGUGUUUAGCGUCAUCAGGGACAGCGGUACGCGGGUGACAGCUCGAUGCGGCACUGCUCUCCCAGUGACAGUAAAAGGCGUGACGCUGAAAAGAACAAAACCAAACGAACACAAGAAAACGUGUCUUACGGUCUGCAAGCGAGCCAGCGGGGCCAGCAGGAGGGCCUGGGCCGGCCUCCAGGGCUCCCCCGCGGGGCCACGCACCUCCUGCGCCUUCCCAGGGAAGCCUGCUGAGAGCUGCCCUACGGCUCUCCGCACAGGACAAUCUAAUGGAGCAACUGCAGUCUCCCCAACACAGGAGGAUGGGGCGCCAGGCGCCCACAGCCUCACAUGAAGGGCCUGAGGGCGUCGCGGACCCUCCGAAACUGAAGAGAAACAGUGUUGAGUCUGGACAGAAGGCCUUAAGUUACAGCACCAUGAGCUGCGCGCUCAGUAUGACCACCGCAGGGACCCCACAGGAAGGGUGGGUGGUGGACACCUCCAGCGCGGUGGACAGCGGGCCGCUGCACCAACUCCAGAUGUCUCUCCCUGGACGGCUCACAGGCGACAGCUUGCCACCUGCAGCUCCCCAGGGGCCCUGGGCUCGGGGCCGGUGCCUCGCCCAGGACUGCACUUCCGGCACUCAGAUCCUGUGCGAAGACCUGUCAAUUUCGUUGUGUUAAUUCCUUGAAGUCACAGUUUAAAUAUUCUAUUAAAGAUCUAUUUAGAAAAUACCUUUGAAAAACAAGGGUAACUUUAAAAAAUGGAAUUUUAAAAUCCAUUUAUAUUUUUACUAUAAACAAAACUGACUUAAAAGUUUAACAAGCCAAGUGGCAGAAUCGCCAGCACUGGAAUCGUGGCAGCUGAUCACACUCCCGCACCCGCCGAGGGCUCCAUCUGAGACCCCGGGCUGAAACAGCACCCACCUGGGGGUGCUAGCGACUCGUGCUAUGUUCACCCAGGCGUGCCUGUGGGAACCACAGACACCAGCCAGGGACGCCCGGCCUCGGCCCCCACCGCAGCCCCGGGGGCCCGUCUGGGGUCUGUGAGGACACCUUGAUGCAGCCCUUUCUGGCCUAAAAACUCGAGCAGGUAGCACUGUGUGGUCUCCAGGGUGGCCUCUGGAGAUGUGGGUGGCCAGGGACAAAGCCACAGUGCUCGGAGCCCGGCUGGGCAGAGCUGGGCCAAGCUGGGAGGCAGCUUCCAAAAAAACAGAACCUUGCGUUAAACUCUGUAUAUCAUUACUUUUUACAAUAGAAAGUUAAAAAUCGAGACUUUGAUUUACUAUACAUUUCUUUUCUCUCAGAUUACAAAGCUUAUGUUAUAGAACUGGGGUUCCCUAAGUUGAUUUUAAACGUCUUAAAAGAGAUCGUGAGUGAAUAGAGAGACGUGAACCAACAUAGAAACCUAAGGAUGCUGUAGCUGAGCAGCGUCCACCUCGUGAAGGCUCCAGUCUUAUCAAAACAAAAGCAAACACGGAGCAACCCAUGAGAAGGACCAGGACGGCCACCCGGCCCAGGAGCGCAGAGGUGAUGAGCACCAGCCCGCAGCAGGGAGCGCGGAGGCAGCCGAGGCCCGCGUCUCGAGGCCCUCGUCUCGCCGCCGCCCUCCUAAUGCACUGCUUUCACGGU
Molecule: messenger RNA, 5203 nt
Organism: Sciurus carolinensis (gray squirrel)
Lineage: Eukaryota; Metazoa; Chordata; Mammalia; Rodentia; Sciuridae
Gene: Brd3os
Product: BRD3 opposite strand
Exons: 1
Coding region: 764-1018 (84 amino acids)
Source: RefSeq, a predicted model, not a curated record